UCUUGGAUGUGGCUAACGGAGCUAGCACUGAGUGUUCGGAGAGGACGAUCCGAACCGAACCGAACCGAAGCGGGACAUUUCCCCGAGUCCAGCCGAGCCGAGCCGAGACGGACACCGGCACACAGACCGGGACCCGCUGCGGGCUCACCGGGCAUAGAACGGCACAUCCGGAUAACUUUCCCCGCAGAGAGGAACUGUUGCUCGGCUUCCUGCGGGUCCAUGUCCGGUCCUCACUGAACCAAGCCGGUCCCGGUAAUCCUCCGGUCCUCUGCCCGGUAACCCUCCGGUUCCGGUAACCCUCUGGUCCCAGUUACCCUCCGGUCCGCUGCCCGGUAACCCUCCGCUGCCCGGUAACCCUCCGGUUCCGGUUAACCUCCGGUCCAGGUAACCCUCCGGUCGUCUGCCCGGUAACCCUCCGGUCCUCCGGUCCAGGUAACCCUCCGGUCCCGGUUACCCUCCGGUCCCGGUUACCCUCCGGUCCCGGUAACCCUCUGGUCCUCCGGUCCCGGUAACCCUCCGGUCCUCCGGUCCCGGUAACCCUCCGGUCCUCUGCCCGGCCUGGAGCCGGGGAUGCCGGGGGAACCGGACGCUCAGACCGGCUUCAUGUCACUCUGACCGGGAUCAUGUCCUCCAGGACGCCGCUGCCCACCGUCAGAGAGCGGGACGGAGACACGCAUGCCUCAACAGACGAUGGUCGUGUUACCGUGGCGACCCGCUCCGCCCGCAGUAAAGCGUCGUCGGCCGCAGACGAGACGCCGCACGUUGGAAACUACCGACUGCUGAAAACCAUCGGGAAGGGAAACUUUGCUAAAGUGAAGCUAGCACGACACAUCAAGACAGGAAAAGAGGUGGCGAUAAAGAUCAUUGAUAAGACUCAACUGAACCCGACGAGCCUGCAGAAGCUCUUCAGAGAAGUCAGAAUAAUGAAAAUCUUAAAUCAUCCAAAUAUUGUGAAGCUGUUUGAGGUGAUAGAGACAGAGAAGACUCUGUACCUGGUGAUGGAGUACGCUAGUGGAGGUGAGGUGUUUGACUACCUCGUAGCUCACGGGAGGAUGAAGGAGAAGGAGGCCAGAGCCAAGUUUAGACAGAUAGUGUCUGCGGUUCAGUACUGCCACCAGAGACGCAUCGUCCACCGAGACCUGAAGGCAGAGAACCUCCUCCUGGAUGCAGACAUGAAUAUAAAGAUCGCAGACUUUGGCUUCAGUAAUGAGUUCACUGUCGGUGGGAAACUGGACACGUUCUGUGGUUCUCCUCCGUAUGCAGCUCCCGAACUCUUCCAGGGGAAGAAGUAUGACGGUCCAGAGGUGGACGUUUGGAGUCUGGGAGUGAUUCUCUACACUCUGGUCAGCGGCUCGCUGCCGUUUGAUGGACAGAACCUGAAGGAGCUGAGGGAGCGAGUGCUGCGAGGUAAAUACCGGAUCCCCUUCUACAUGUCCACUGACUGUGAAAACCUGCUGAAGCGGUUCCUGGUUCUGAACCCGGGGAAGCGAGGAACUCUGGAGCAAAUCAUGAAGGAUCGCUGGAUCAACUCCGGCUACGACAGCGACGCCCUGAAACCCUUUCUGGAGCUGGAGCAGGACCUCAGAGACCAGAACACCAUCGAGCGCAUGGUGGCGAUGGGCUACAGCAGGGAGAAGAUCAACGAUUCGCUCACCAACAGGAAGUACGAUGACAUCACGGCCACCUACCUGCUGCUGGGACGCCGCUCUGCUGAGGUCAGCGUCGCCGUGGUAACCGCUCGGUCAGCUUCCUGUCGUAGAUCAGCUGUGAUAACACGAUGUCUCCCGCAGGUGGAGCCUCGGCAGACCGGCAGCAGCCCGUCUCCUGCGCGCCUCCUGGGCCAGCGCGCCUCCUCCUCCAAACAGAAGAGGAGCAGCGACCACGGGUCCUCGGCCGCCCCCCCCAGGAGGAGUCACACCGCUACAGAGGAGGUGAAGCAGGAGGUCGGAGGUCACAGCAGGAGGUCCAGUCCAGUGGAGUCGGGCAGUCCACUUCUGGGGAACGCCAACAACCCCAACAUGGCCGACAUCCCGGAGCGCAGGAAGAAGUCUGCCGCUCCAACCAGCUCGGGUAUGACGAGGAGGAACACCGUCUGCAGCGAGAGGAACUCUGCGGUCCAGAACGGGAAGGAGACCAGUGUAACAGCCACGCCCCCCCAGCGCUCGGUGGGCGGGGCCUCGACCCACAGUGUGAGCUCCCCUCCGGACCGCGGCCGGUUCCCUCGAGGUUCUGCCAGCCGCAGCACGUUCCACGGAGGCCAGCUGAGAGAACGCCGCUCCGCCACCUACAACGGGUCACAUGACCAGUCACGGGCCAGAGGGGCCAACUUCCUGUUCUCCAAACUCACCUCCAGACUGAGCCGCAGUCGGCCGGUGUCUGAUCAGAGGGAGGAGCCUGCGUCUCCUGCGUCUCCUGCGCCUCCUGCGUCUCCUGCGCCUCCUGCAUCUCCUGCGCCUCCUGCGUCUCCUGCGUCUCCUCCCCAGCAGAAGGAGUCGAAGCCUCGCUCCCUGCGCUUCACAUGGAGCAUGAAGACCACGUCGUCUCUGGAGCCGGCCGACAUGAUGAAGGAGAUCCGGAAAGUUCUGGACGCCAACAACUGCGACUAUGAGCAGCGCGAGAACUUCCUGUUGCUCUGCGUCCAUGGCGACGGCCACGCCGACAGCCUCGUCCAAUGGGAGAUGGAGGUCUGCAAACUGCCCCGCCUCUCGCUCAACGGCGUCCGAUUCAAACGGAUCUCUGGAACGUCAAUCAACUUCAAAAACAUCGCCUCCAAGAUCGCUGAUGAACUCAAACUGUAGAGAGAGAGAGAGACAGGAGGAGAGAUAGAGAGAGAGAGACGGGUGGAGAGAGAGAGACGGGUGGAGAGAGAGAGAGAGAGACAGGUAGAGAGAUAGAGAGAGAGAGAGACGUGGAGAGAGAGAGAGAGAGAGAGACAGACGGGUGGAGAGAGAGAGACAGGUGGAGAGAGAGACAGACGGGUGGAGAGAGAGAGACAGAGAGAGAGAGACAGGUGGAGAGAGAGAGACAGGUGAACAGCCGUCUCUCUCUCUCUUUGCUUGCUGAUUGGUUGUUGAUUCUGCACACUGAUGAUGUCACAGCUCAGUAUGAACA
Molecule: messenger RNA, 3111 nt
Organism: Scomber scombrus (Atlantic mackerel)
Lineage: Eukaryota; Metazoa; Chordata; Actinopteri; Scombriformes; Scombridae
Product: MAP/microtubule affinity-regulating kinase 3-like
Biological process (GO): intracellular signal transduction; protein phosphorylation
Cellular component (GO): cytoplasm; plasma membrane
Molecular function (GO): ATP binding; protein serine/threonine kinase activity
Source: RefSeq, a predicted model, not a curated record